This is a messenger RNA of Lobosporangium transversale, 2149 nucleotides long. RefSeq names its product sulfate adenylyltransferase. The coding region runs from base 287 to 2011 and encodes 574 amino acids. NCBI's taxonomy places the organism in Eukaryota, Fungi, Mortierellomycota, Mortierellomycetes, Mortierellales, Mortierellaceae. Gene Ontology annotation, molecular function: adenylylsulfate kinase activity; ATP binding; sulfate adenylyltransferase (ATP) activity. The record is from RefSeq and is a predicted model, not a curated record. Gene Ontology annotation, cellular component: cytoplasm. Gene Ontology annotation, biological process: sulfur amino acid metabolic process. The transcript is spliced from 3 exons.
CAAAAAAGGCCGCAGAAACAGCGAAAAUGAUGCCAUUCACCUUCAGAUCAUUCUAUUGCUGCUCGUUAGACGCAAACGGUGUACAUACCUUCAUAUUAGUCAAUCCUUGUUCUGAUAUAAAAUGCAACUCAGAUCCGCUUUCAGGCACCAACUCCUCUUUCCUUCUUAGAUCUGAUCUUCAUCCCUCCCCACUCGAUCCAUUCUGCUUCUCUUGUCCAUUGCUCCUCGCUGAUCUCCCUCACCCACCGACUUUUGUAAGACUUACCUUCACAUCAUCUUAUCAAACAUGGCCAACACUCCCCAUGGUGGAAUUCUUAAGGACCUUGUCGCCCGUGACAGGCCCAUUCAUGAGCAACUCCUAAAGGAAUCCGACACCAUCGAAUCCAUUGUCCUCACUGAGCGCCAGCUGUGCGAUCUUGAACUCAUCAUCUCUGGAGGCUUCUCUCCUCUCGAGAGCUUCUUGAAUGAGAAGGACUACACCAGCGUCGUGGAGAACCUUCGUUUGGCCGAUGGUACUCUUUGGUCUAUGCCCAUCAACUUGGAUGUCUCACAGGAGGAUAUUGAUAACCUUUCAUUGAAGCCUGAGAAGCGAAUCGCUCUUCGUGAUCCUCGUAACGACUCUCCUAUCGCUAUUUUGACUAUCCAGGACAUCUACAGACCCGAUAAAGUCAAGGAGGCAAAAUUAGUCUUUGGCGAUGAUGAUAUUGCACACCCCGCCGUCAAGUACUUGCAUCAGAAUGUCAAGGAAUUUUAUGUAGGAGGUACUAUCCAGGCCAUCCAGGCUCCCGUUCACUAUGACUAUGUCGCUUAUAGAAACACUCCUGCUGAAAUCCGUGCAUACUUCCAGAAGUUGAAUUGGACUCGUGUCGUCGCCUUCCAGACCCGUAACCCCAUGCACCGUGCACAUCGUGAGUUAACUGUCCGUGCUGCUCGCUCUCGCCAGGCUAAUGUUCUGAUCAACCCUGUCGUUGGUCUUACUAAGCCCGGGGAUAUUGAUCACUUCACUCGUGUUCGUGUCUACGAAGCCAUCAUCCGCCGCUACCCUACCGGAAUGGCUGCCCUUUCUCUCUUGCCAUUGGCCAUGCGUAUGGCUGGUCCUCGUGAGGCUCUUUGGCAUGCUAUCAUUCGUAAGAACCACGGAUGCUCUCACUUCAUCAUUGGUCGUGACCACGCUGGCCCUGGAAAGAACUCUGCUGGCAAAGACUUUUAUGGUCCCUAUGAUGCUCAGUAUCUCGUUGAGAAGUACAAAGAUGAGCUUCACAUUGAAGUUGUUCCCUUCCAGCAGGUUACCUAUUUGCCUGACUCUGACGAAUACGUUCCCUCGGACGAAGUCCCUGCUGGUGCCAAGACCUUGGACAUUUCUGGAACUGAGCUUCGUCGCCGUCUUCGCACCGGCGCACAUAUCCCUGAAUGGUUCUCUUACCCCGAGGUCGUGGCUUUGUUGCGCCAAUCUCAUCCUCCUCGCUCGAAGCAGGGCUUCACUGUCUUUUUGACAGGCUAUCAUGCCUCCAAAAAGGAGCACAUUGCCCGUGCACUCCAGGUUUCUCUGAACCAGCAGGGUGGUCGUUCCAUCUCCUUGUUGCUCGGUGAGACCAUCCGUGGCAAGUUGUCGUCUGAGCUCGGAUUUAGUAAACGCGAACGUGACAUCAACAUCAACCGUCUGGGUUUCGUGGCUGCUGAGUUGACUAAAGCUGGUGCAGGUGUUAUUGUUGCUCCAAUUGCACCCUAUGAGGAGGCUCGUCAGCAAGCUCGCCAAGAGGUUGAGAAGUCUGGUGGUUUCUUCCUUGUCCACGUCGCCACUCCUUUGGAACAGUGCAUUGCCUGGGAUCGUGAUGGUGUUUAUGAGCGCGCAAAGAAGGGAGAGAUCACUGGCUUCACCGGAAUUGAUGAUCCCUAUGAGGCUCCUAAGAAUGCUGAGUUAGUCGUCGACCCAUCCACUGAGAGCGUUGCUCAGAUUGUUCGUCGCAUUGUCUUGCUUUUGGACCAGCAGGGAUACUUUGGCGAUGUCUAAAAAAACUAGAAAAAACACAAAGGUGGUUCUUUUUUAACUAUACAUAUUCCCCUCAUUUUUGGUAUCAAGCAUACCAUACUACCUGUAGCAUAGUUCAGCAUAUUCAAAGCAAAAUUAAAGACAAGAUGUAUAAAAAAG